Fonsecaea multimorphosa CBS 102226 is the source of this 4314-nucleotide messenger RNA. RefSeq lists its product as uncharacterized. Gene Ontology annotation, cellular component: nucleus. Gene Ontology annotation, biological process: positive regulation of transcription by RNA polymerase II. Gene Ontology annotation, molecular function: ATP-dependent chromatin remodeler activity; ATP binding; DNA binding. The record is from RefSeq and is a predicted model, not a curated record. The transcript has 3 exons. Bases 1 to 4314 code for a protein of 1437 amino acids. Lineage: Eukaryota; Fungi; Ascomycota; Eurotiomycetes; Chaetothyriales; Herpotrichiellaceae.
AUGACUUCUGUUCAAUCCGCGCCUGCGAUGCAGGCCAACGUACCAUCCCUCCCGCCCAACCUUUCCCAAGCCCAGGUGCAGGAAGUCUAUCAAAAAUUCCAGCGCAUGAAGGCCCAGAAUGUCCCCGAGACCGAUCCUGAGUACUUGAAGGCAUAUCGAUUCCUCACUGCUGUUCAACAGCAGCAGAAUUACCGCAAGUUGCAGGCUCAAAAGCAGGCACAACUCCAGGCUCAGCAAAUGCAGGCUGCCCAAAAACCCCAACACCAGCCGCAACCACAAUUGAGCCAACAUCCUGGACUACAACUUAACGGAAAUGCCAACCCUCCAACGACCAAUGGAACUAGCAAUGGUCAACAAGACCCAGCGGGCGCGGUGGUCAAUGGGGCAGCUUCCUCCACCCCAAGCUCAACCUCUGGACCCAACUCAGCACAAGCUGUCGGAGCACAAGCACAGCGCGCUCCAGCCCAGGCGAAUGGCAGCUUCACAGCGGAACAGCUAAACUUACUGAGAACCCAGAUUUUCGCUUUCAAGACCCUGUCCAAGAAUCAGCCCUUACACCCCAGAAUACAGCAGCAACUAUUCCCGUCCCUGAAGCAACAAACUGCCACGCCUACGGAAAGCAUUCCCUCUGGGGAUAAAGUGGCGGAUGACGCUGUUGAAGCGAAGGAGGAUGGUACCUCAACCGAACUUGCUCGAGCCAAAUCUUUCUUCGAAACAUAUCAGUCACCGUACGACCUUCUCUUCAAGGCGAUUAGCUUCUCAGAUCAUUCGCAGCGCUCCAAGCGCCAAAAAAUCCCAAGCAUCUUGCCUCUUGGCCUUGACUCGGAUCAAGUUCGAGAGGAGCAAGAACGGCUGCUGUACAACCGCAUCCAGGCUCGAAAGGCCGAGUUGGCAGCACUACCUGUCAAUAUCGCGUCCUGGGACACUAGUAAAUCCGUCGACCCCACCGCUGAUGAUUCUCUUAAGCUCAAAGCAUUGAUCGAGUACAAGAAGUUAUGUCUACUCCAAAAACAGCGAGACUUCCGGCGUGAAAUCCAGCAAGAGCUCUUCUACUACGACAACCUGGCAAUGACAGCUAACCGAUCAAUGCAUCGUCGGAUGAAGAAGCAGUCUCUUCGAGAAGCCCGCAUCACUGAGAAACUCGAGAAACAGCAACGCGACGCAAGAGAGAACAAGGAGAAGACCCGACAAUCGAAUCACCUGCAGUCCAUUGUCGCUCACGCCCAAGAUAUCAAAAAUAAUGCCAUCAGUCAACGCUCGCGCAUUCAGAAGCUUGGUCGGAUGAUGGUCACUCAUCAUCAACACAUGGAGCGUGAAGAACAGAAGCGCAUUGAACGAACUGCGAAGCAACGUUUGCAAGCAUUGAAGGCAAACGACGAAGAGACAUACCUGAAGCUCCUCGGCCAGGCCAAAGAUUCUCGCAUUACACACCUUCUCAAACAGACCGAUGGUUUCUUGAAGCAACUUGCCGCCUCUGUCAGACAACAACAAAGAAGUGCUGCAGAGAAAUGGGGCGAAGACAAGUACACGGACGAAGAGGACGAAGAGGAGGGCGACUCGGAAGAUGAGGAAGGACGUGGCAAGGUGGAUUACUACGCCGUCGCUCAUCGAAUCAAGGAAGAGGUUAACGCCCAACCUUCAAUCCUGGUGGGAGGCACUUUGAAAGAGUACCAGCUCAAAGGUCUGCAGUGGAUGAUCUCACUGUUCAACAACAACCUGAACGGUAUCUUGGCCGACGAAAUGGGGUUGGGAAAGACCAUUCAAACCAUCAGUUUGAUCACCUAUUUGAUCGAGAAGAAGCGCCAGACCGGCCCAUUCCUGGUUAUCGUGCCUCUAAGCACACUCACGAACUGGAAUCUGGAGUUUGAGAAGUGGGCUCCCUCAGUCAGUCGCAUCGUGUACAAAGGCCCGCCAAACAGCAGGAAGCAGCAACAAAUGAGGAUUCGACAAGGUAGUUUCCAGGUCUUGCUGACAACGUACGAAUACAUCAUCAAAGACCGUCCUAUCUUGAGCAAGAUCAAGUGGGUGCACAUGAUCGUCGACGAAGGUCAUCGUAUGAAGAAUGCGCAAUCGAAACUGAGCAGCACCAUCACACAGUACUACACAACAAGAUACCGACUGAUCUUGACUGGUACUCCCCUGCAAAACAACUUGCCCGAAUUGUGGGCUCUUCUCAAUUUCGUUUUGCCCACGAUCUUCAAGUCAGUCAAAUCCUUCGACGAAUGGUUCAACACUCCUUUUGCAAACACUGGCGGGCAAGACAAGAUGGAGUUGAGCGAAGAAGAGCAGCUUCUCAUCAUUCGCCGUCUACACAAGGUGCUGCGACCUUUCUUGCUCCGUCGUCUCAAGAAAGAUGUGGAGAAGGACCUUCCUGACAAGCAAGAGCGAGUCGUCAAAUGUCGGUUCUCGGCACUCCAGACCAAGCUUUAUAUGCAAUUGAUGACGCACAACCGACUGGCUGUAGCCGACGGAAAGGGCGGCAAGACCAGCAUGCGUGGUCUCAGCAACAUGUUGAUGCAGCUGAGGAAACUGUGUAAUCACCCUUACGUCUUUGAACCGGUGGAAGACCAAAUGAAUCCUGGCAGAGGGACGAAUGACUCCAUCUGGAGAACCGCCGGAAAAUUUGAGCUUCUCGACAGAGUUCUGCCCAAGUUCCGCGCGACCGGCCAUCGUGUGUUGAUGUUCUUCCAGAUGACUCAGAUCAUGAACAUCAUGGAGGACUUCUUGCGGUAUCGUGGCAUCCAAUAUCUCCGACUCGACGGUGCCACCAAGGCUGAAGAUCGAUCUGAACUGUUGAGGGUUUUCAACGAACCAGGAUCACCGUACUUCUGCUUUCUGCUUUCGACGCGCGCAGGCGGUCUUGGCUUGAAUCUUCAAACAGCAGAUACUGUUAUCAUCUACGAUUCAGACUGGAAUCCUCACCAGGACUUGCAGGCCCAGGACCGUGCUCACCGUAUCGGACAGAAGAAUGAAGUGCGCAUUCUGCGUCUCAUCAGCUCGAAUUCAGUGGAGGAGAAGAUUCUGGAACGCGCGCAAUUCAAGCUUGACAUGGACGGAAAGGUUAUUCAGGCCGGUAAAUUCGACAACAAAUCCACCAACGAGGAGCGAGAGGCAUUCCUCAAAACCUUGCUUGAAGCUGCAGAAGCUGCCGACCAAGUAGGGGAUCAGGAGGAAAUGGACGACGACGAUCUGAACGAGAUCAUGGCUCGCACAGAAGAUGAGUUGGUCUUGUUCAAAAAGAUGGACAAGGAGCGUGAAGAGACCGAUCAAUAUGGACCCGGCCGCCCGCUUGCACGUUUGAUGGAAGAAAGCGAGCUCCCUGACAUUUACGUGGCCGAAGACAAUCCGGUUCAGGAAGAAGUAGAGGAGUACACGGGUCGCGGUGCCCGUGUCAAAACACAAGUCAAAUAUGACGACGGUCUUACUGAAGAACAAUGGCUUGCUGCUGUUGAUGAUUCGGACGAUUCGAUUGGCGAGGCGGCCAAACGCAAACAGGCUCGGAUUGAGAAGAGACGCACCAACAAGCUCAAACGUGAGCGAGAAGCCGCGGGUGUGGCAUCCUCGCCGGAGCCGGAACAGGAGAGUUCUGAGGAGGAGCCUCCCCCAAAGAAAAAGGGCCCUGGACGGAAGUCGGCAGGCCAGAAGCGUAAGGCCGAGGAAAUUGAGGAUGAGCCACCAGCGACGAAGCGCAAGAGAGGAAAGCAACCCAACAAGCCGGCCAUCGAUUCGCUCGGUAGUUCGGAGCGAUCUGCGCUACAAAAAGCUCUCAAGGCUGUGUUUGGGUCUAUCAAGGCUCUCGAAGUACCGGACUCGGAUUCGGAGCAGCAGUCUGAAGAUGAGAGCGACGACGAACCGCCGACAAGAUUGAUUAUCGGGCCGUUCCUAGAGCUGCCGCCGAAGAAAGUGUAUCCGGAUUAUUACAGCUUCAUCACGGAACCGAUCGCCAUGGACAUCAUUGAGAAACGGAUCAACAGCCACCAAUAUACGAGCCUCAAGGAUUUCCAGAGUGAUAUUGCGCUCCUGGCGAAGAACGCAAAGACGUACAAUGAGGACGGCAGCAUGCUGUAUAACGAUGCAAUUGCCAUUGAGAAUCACUGCAACGAGAUGGUAGCCAAGCAGAUUGCAGAGAACCCCAUUCUAGGAGAUAGAGGGCUGGCGGAUGGCGACUCGACAGCAGCAGGUUCGAGUACGGGAACGCCUCGAGGAUCCGUGGCACCAGCUGGCGGGACCAAGCUGAGACUGACAUUGGGCUCCGGCAGCAAUGGAGUGGCGACGAAUGGCACUACCAGCGGCGCCGGGAGCGGAGCAGAAUGA